CCUGUUUCAAGACAACAGCCAUUCUAGCCAAGUGAUUUCUGUAAUCUCCCCCUAUGGGUGAGUUUUAGCUGAGAGUGAGCACACACUGAGCUCUCCUAACCAGGCAGAGCCGCCAGCACUGAGUGUGAACUUGAAUGAGAGCCUGAUUUCUUCAUCUUGCGCUUUAAUUAUACCGUUUUGCUGAGGAACAUGUCUAUCCUGAAGAUACAUGCUCGUGAGAUUUUUGAUUCGAGGGGCAACCCCACUGUAGAGGUGGACCUCUACACCGAGAGAGGUUUGUUUCGAGCUGCUGUGCCUAGUGGAGCAUCUACUGGAAUCUAUGAAGCACUGGAACUAAGAGACAACGAUAAGUCACGUUACCUGGGCAAAGGUGUAUCAAAGGCUGUUGAGCAUGUGAACCAAACUAUUGCACCUGCCCUGAUCAGCCAGGAAAUUCCUGUCGUUGAGCAAGAAAAGAUUGACCAGUUCAUGCUGGAACUGGACGGAACUGAUAACAAGUCUAAAUUUGGUGCCAAUGCCAUCCUGGGUGUGUCCCUGGCUGUGUGUAAGGCUGGAGCUGCGGAGAAAGGUGUUCCUCUGUAUCGUCACAUUGCUGACCUUGCUGGAAAUCCAGAGGUCAUCCUGCCUGUGCCGGCCUUUAAUGUGAUCAAUGGUGGCUCACAUGCUGGCAAUAAGUUGGCCAUGCAGGAAUUCAUGAUUCUGCCGGUCGGGGCCAGUAGCUUUAAGGAAGCCAUGCGCAUUGGUGCAGAGGUGUACCACAAUCUGAAGAAUGUUAUUAAGCAGAAAUAUGGCCAGGAUGCCACCAAUGUUGGGGAUGAGGGAGGAUUCGCACCAAACAUCCUGGAGAACCAAGAAGCCCUAGAGCUGCUGAAGAGUGCCAUCAGUAAAGCUGGAUACACAGAUGAGAUUGUGAUUGGCAUGGAUGUGGCAGCAUCUGAAUUCUAUCGUGACGGAAAAUACGACUUGGACUUCAAGUCUCCCGAUGACCCCAGUCGAUACAUCAGCCCCGAUGAGCUUGCUGACCUUUACAAAAGUUUCAUUCAGGAUUAUCCAGUGGUCUCGAUUGAAGACCCCUUUGAUCAAGAUGAUUGGGAGGCCUGGAGCAAUUUCACCAACAGCACGGACAUCCAGGUGGUGGGAGAUGAUCUCACUGUCACCAACCCCAAACGCAUUGCUAAUGCAGUGGAGAACAAGGCUUGCAACUGCCUGUUGCUCAAAGUCAACCAGAUCGGGAGUGUUACCGAAUCCCUGCAGGCAUGUAAGAUGGCCCAAUCCAGUGGCUGGGGUGUGAUGGUGAGCCAUCGCUCGGGGGAAACAGAGGACACGUUCAUUGCUGACCUGGUUGUGGGACUUUGCACUGGACAGAUUAAAACAGGAGCCCCCUGCCGUUCAGAGCGUCUGGCCAAAUACAACCAGAUCCUCAGAAUUGAAGAGGAACUGGGGGAUAAAGCUAUCUUUGCUGGGAAGAACUUCAGAAAUCCACUGAACUGAGACCAGCACAGUACAGUUAGAACUACUUAACCUCCUACUAAUAGUUCAGUUCAAGAUGUGGCAGACCAACAGAAAGCAGUAUGUGUUAUGACUAAUGAUUGGGUUGUUACUUGGACCGUAUCAUCUAGGAUACAGAAACAAAGCAUCAUAAACUUUGUGAUAGUGUUACAUAUACUUGUGCAAUGAUGAUGAUUGUAUUGCAAAGAAAGAGCAAACAGUAUUUUCCUGUAAAUGCUGCAUAGCAGAUUCCUGAGGUCUGUGCUUGCAAUAGUGGAUAUUGUUCAAAUAAAAACAUUACAUCAACUAA
Messenger RNA from Megalobrama amblycephala (Wuchang bream), 1798 nucleotides. It is a transcript of the gene eno1b, whose product is annotated as enolase 1b, (alpha). Lineage: Eukaryota; Metazoa; Chordata; Actinopteri; Cypriniformes; Xenocyprididae. Gene Ontology annotation, cellular component: phosphopyruvate hydratase complex. The record is from RefSeq and is a predicted model, not a curated record. Bases 190 to 1491 code for a protein of 433 amino acids. Gene Ontology annotation, biological process: glycolytic process. Gene Ontology annotation, molecular function: magnesium ion binding; phosphopyruvate hydratase activity. The transcript is spliced from 12 exons.